AUGGAAAUUAUUCAGAGACUGCAAUACUUACCAACAACAUCAUCAGUGGUACCUGUAUCAUCAUCACAGAAAGUAUCUCUAGGAGUGACUAAUGCAGAAUCAGAUACAGUAACAGAAAAUGCAGCAGAAGUACCUAAAGAAGCAAUACUAACAGAAGUAGAAUCAACAGCAGCGUCAGAAGAACCACGUUCAGUAACAGCAGAAGUAGCUCCUCCAGCAUUAGAACCAGCUCCUACCGCAGUAACACCAUCUCCCUCACCAGCAGUAGCAGCACAAACUACUUCACCAGCAAUAGCAGAAGAAACACCACCAGCAACAGCAGAAGCAACUCCUCCAGCAGUAGAACCAGUUCCUAUAGCAGCAGCACCAUCUCCCACACCAGCAGUAGCAGAACCAACUCCUUUACCAGUAAUAGCAGAAACAACUCCUCCACCAGCAGCAACUAAACCAACUUCACCAACAGCAGAAACAGCACCAGCUCCUCCUCCAUCACCUUCAAGAGUAGCAGAAAAGAAUAGACCAGUCACAGUAGUGCAGGCUGUUCAAGUAGAAAAAGAGUUUGGAACUUUUCAACCAAUACCAGGCGAGCUGGUAGUGGGGCAGAAGGAGCCCUAUCCAGAGUUCGACUUACAACCAAGUAAAUCCUCUGACUCAGAACUGGGAGUUGGGUACCAUUACUAA
This is a messenger RNA of Schistocerca nitens (vagrant locust), 681 nucleotides long. RefSeq lists its product as uncharacterized. The transcript is spliced from 2 exons. The record is from RefSeq and is a predicted model, not a curated record. NCBI's taxonomy places the organism in Eukaryota, Metazoa, Arthropoda, Insecta, Orthoptera, Acrididae. The coding region runs from base 1 to 681 and encodes 226 amino acids.